GAUCGCGGGCAACGUGGCUUCGGAAAAGAACCUCAAGGAGGGGGUCUGUGCCCAGAUCGAGAAGAACUUUGCCAAAGCCAAAUGGCGGAAGGCCAUUCGAGUCACAACCUUCAUGCAGCGGCUCCGCGCCCUUGAGCCUGGCGUCCAGCCCCCCAUGUCGCUCCCCGAGGUGACGGUGGAGGAGCCCCGCCCCACAGAACCCCCCACCACGGAGCGACCGAGUGAGCCAGCGGGGCCCACGGAAGAAAAGACACAAUAACCCCUUUGUACAGCUCCGUGCACCCGGAUCGGACCCAGCGCCCCCUAGAGGGGAAAGGCCCCGGGGCCCAUUCCCAACCUGGCUCUGUCCCCACCCCUGCCCCCAGCUCAGGACCGGCCCAUGGGACUGGGCUGUGCAUGUCCAUCCAUCCAGGCCAGGUGCAUGUUUUCUGAAGAUGCUAUUUUAAUACAGAAAUCCCAGGCUGCCCCCUGCCCCCCUUGGACUUGAUCUUGUCCCCCCUGCACCUACAGGGAGCCUGGAAAUAACAAAAUAAACAGAGAUUCUGUCUCUGGCAGGUCA
This is a messenger RNA of Trachemys scripta elegans, 559 nucleotides long. RefSeq names its product caM kinase-like vesicle-associated protein. Gene Ontology annotation, biological process: peptidyl-serine phosphorylation. Gene Ontology annotation, cellular component: intracellular anatomical structure. The record is from RefSeq and is a predicted model, not a curated record. NCBI's taxonomy places the organism in Eukaryota, Metazoa, Chordata, Testudines, Emydidae. Gene Ontology annotation, molecular function: calcium/calmodulin-dependent protein kinase activity; calmodulin binding; ATP binding.